AUGGUAGGAGGAACUUCUACUGGAGAAGAGUGCCUGACUGUCACUCCUACGGAGACCCCAGCACACUCCCCUCCACCUACUACUUCUAGCACUCCUACGGAGACUCGAUUUAUGGCCACACGCGGCGACACCGCGUCGAUAUUCCAGUCUGCCGAGACCGAAACGUUCCAAACGGAAACCGGCGCCGGUUCAACAACAAGACCCGAAUUCCGAUCCGAACGUCGAACCGAUUCCGUCUACACCGACGCCGGCGAAGCUGAUCCGGAUCCGGCGAUGGAAGCUGUUACUUCAUCAACAUCAAUCAGACACCGCGCGGCGUCGGUAACGACAACCGUAACCACGGCAACAUCGGAGGAGGAUCCGAAUCCGACCCUACGACCGACGCUGCAUCCCUAUCACAGACUCGCGGUGUCCGGCCGUGCCUAUACGGCGCCCGUGAACGCCAUCUCUCUAGCGGAGUUCCUCGAUAGUCUGUCGCAGAUCGGCCGCCAGAAGACAGCGCUCACAGAUGGCAGCACCGUCGCACGGUUGACGGGCGCUGACGAGCUGUCCUCCACGAAUAAACCAGUCAAGGUCAUCACAGCAGCGCCAACGAUAGUGACUGGUGAACGGGCGGCGGGUUUUUCUGGAGAUAACACAGCAGUUGGUGACUUUGUCAGUGACGCUGGCUCGGCACGUAGGGUAGCGGAGCACGUGACAGCGUCGGGAGGUGAAGCCAUACUGACGCAUACACCUUAUAGAACUACCGCGACGAUGACGAUGGAGGAAUCUGCUAUGCCUAGUGAUGAGACAUCUACCGUGCCUCGUGAGACAUCUGCUAUGCCUAGUGAUGAGACAUCUACCGUGCCUCGUGAGACAUCUGCUAUGCCUAGUGAUGAGACAUCUACCGUGCCUCGUGAGACAUCUGGUAUGAAGUACAUCUACCGUGCCUUCGUGGAGACCAUCUGCCAUGGCCCUAGUGAUGAGACAUUUACCGUGCACUCGUAG
Priapulus caudatus is the source of this 987-nucleotide messenger RNA. RefSeq names its product endochitinase A-like. Bases 1 to 987 code for a protein of 328 amino acids. The record is from RefSeq and is a predicted model, not a curated record. The transcript is spliced from 3 exons. Lineage: Eukaryota; Metazoa; Priapulida; Priapulimorpha; Priapulimorphida; Priapulidae.